CUCAAAUCGAAAGUCCCACCGAGAGCACUACAAGCGACCAUGGCAACGAAUACUGAAGGAGACGCGUUCGGCAGACUUCCCGUAGAGCUCAGGAUCAAGAUCCUUAAACUAUCACCGGACCUCUUUUCACUACGGAACUUAGCCCAUGCGUCGCCGGCCCUAGGCAGAGUACUCGACAUAUAUCCGCUCGAAAUUGUGGAGGUAGUCUUAGACGUUACCGUUCCUCUGGAGACUCGUCGGCUGAUAGGCGCGGUUCUCAAAGCUCGGUUUUCGCGCUUUCCAGCAUCCCUGUUCGAGGCUCAAGAUGUGGCUAAAAUUGACUCGCCUGUGGUUACAGACGACAUGCGCUCCUCAAGAGUGGACAGGGCCGCCACGGCGGUACGAUGUCUACUUGCGAGCGCCGAAAAUGUUCAUACCUGGUCCUAUGCAUGCCUGGAACAUCUGAUACGAAGAACAAUGGAGCUGCGGCCCUCUACGCUGAUUAAGAAUGGAGCUGGCCGUACAUCUCGGGAAAGAUUUGAAAGGGCCGAGAGCCGUAAAGAUUAUGUUCCACAGUAUACAGGCUCGCCUUCGUGGGUGGAGGAGCAGCGGAUGAUCAAAGCAUUCUGGCGACUGCAAUUGUUCCUGGAGCUCCAAGGUGCUGGUAAUAAGGGCCGCCUAGGUACCUAUUGGCCAAGACAAGAAGUUGAUGUGUUGUCCAAGAGCAGCCUGGAUGAUUUUUACAACGUGUUUAACUUUGAGCGGGAGCAGAUCUUAACUGCCUGCGACUUUUUCGACGCAGUCACUUCUGGGACUAUUACUUUGGUGGAAACUAUCUACGAAAACACUUAUGGUUUGCCAACAAUACAUUUGAUUGAAGGGACAGUGUCAAGGUGUUGUUGUACCGAGCUACCCUCAUUCGAGCGUAACGAGGACACCUUCCAUCAGGGCCCAGAAAACCUCGACAAAACGCAAACUUCAUACCAUUUUCAUUCCGUCAUGUCCAGCGAUCAAUGGCUCGAUGGGCGACCGCCUCUGUUGGGGCUUCCUUUUCACCCCUGGCGCAAAUAUGGGUUCGCCAUAUGGGACAACAAACGCAUGGCCGACUUAGGCAUGAGGGACCUAUCACGCAAGCCGUUCACCAGGAACCAUUUAGCUUACUCUUUUCGAUGGUUUAGUAUCUUAUCUGAGGAGGAUCUGCCUUAGGGUAUGUAGAAUCAAUAGUCGAGCCGUUUAUCCGCCGAGAUUAAGGCCUGGUGUGGUUGGUACGAGAUUCAGAUAGGUAACAUAAAGAGAUGAUCAAUCAUUUGAUUUGAACCAGCGAAUGAGAUAAGUAAGAGAACUCAAGGGUGGAUAUUAUUGAUAGUAAGCAUUCGUGAUAGAGGACAUGGUUCAUGCAUGUACCAAUUGGACAGCUUGGCAAUGGCGAGAAAAGACCGAUGUCCGCAUCCACUAGGGAAUAUGGGGUUUUAGAAGUUUUCUGGACAAUUCGGUUCGGCCCGUUGGGGCGGAUUUAGUGGAGAAAAAUUUGGAGAAAAGUUGCAAUAUGAAAGUUUAGGC
Messenger RNA from Bipolaris sorokiniana ND90Pr, 1539 nucleotides. RefSeq lists its product as uncharacterized. Bases 40 to 1185 code for a protein of 381 amino acids. Lineage: Eukaryota; Fungi; Ascomycota; Dothideomycetes; Pleosporales; Pleosporaceae. The record is from RefSeq and is a predicted model, not a curated record. The transcript has a single exon.